Messenger RNA from Xylaria bambusicola, 3748 nucleotides. RefSeq lists its product as uncharacterized. The coding region runs from base 301 to 3642 and encodes 1113 amino acids. The transcript is spliced from 3 exons. Gene Ontology annotation, biological process: protein phosphorylation. The record is from RefSeq and is a predicted model, not a curated record. Lineage: Eukaryota; Fungi; Ascomycota; Sordariomycetes; Xylariales; Xylariaceae. Gene Ontology annotation, molecular function: ATP binding; protein kinase activity.
CUGAGACACAAAUCAUGAGCAGCUUUAGUCACCACCGUUGAAGAAAUAAAUCUUGCCCUUGCAUCAUUGGCAUUCCAGAUGUCUUGACUCGAUUAAGCACUCUGCUCCGCUCACAUUUCUCGCUUCGAUAAACAUUCGCGUCACUGUCUGUGCCUAUGCGAUAGUUUUGACCACUACCGGCGCACCAUCUAGAGCUGCGACGCCACAACCUGGUCGCGUGCGCCUCUUUUUAGUUUUGCGUGUAUUCGAUUCGAUUAUUGUUUUGCCGCACGCAGCGCCAUUAUCCCAAAACAGCUCAACAUGUCCAAUAGCGGGGGCACUCUCACCUUGCCGUCACCGACGCACCCACAUCAUCACCAUGUUGAUGUUCAAGCCGGCUUUAGAACACUGAGGCGCUCUCUAUCGCGUUCGCCUUCCAAGUUUUCGCUGGUUCGUACGGCUUCACAGAGCAGUUCAGAUACUGGAUCUGCGCCGAACUCACCAUCCUGUCGCCGCGCACAGUCCCAAUACUUUGUGCCCGGAACUACAGCUUCAGCACAGCCAAACUCUAGCCACACCCAAUCGCCCUUGGCGACGCCUUUUCGACCUAGUGUGAAACUAUCACUACGGUCUGCUAAAUCAGCCUCCCGAAGUCCCUUAGGCACGUCCACGACAACAAGAUCUCAAGCACGGAUCCGGACGUCACCGCGAACUUCUCCGCGCAGUCCUUCUAGGCGCGCAUUAACUACUGCUUCUUCUGCAGGCAACUCAUCACCCUAUCUAUCGCUUACUCCUUCUGCUUCCUAUGGACAGGAGAACAUAGGCGUUGCAGCUACACGCAGUGCAGCAUCACGUAAGAGCUCCGAGAAGCCAUCGAAUCGGCAUAGUAUGCAUCUCGAUAUGUCCGGCUCAUCUUUACUGAACCUGCACCCGUUUAUAGAGGCAAGCCCUCUGAAGAAAAGAAAUGACACCACCAUGAACCUCGACCAGUCCACGGAGAAUAGCCCUAAGGCAAAGCGCCGAAGCUACGGUCCCUCAAGUUUGGGGGAUAGCUUUAACAUCUUCGACCACUUCCCCAAAUCAGCUAGUACCACACCAGAAACAUGUGAUGACUCGCCCAGCGAGUAUGACUGGACAACCCACAUCACUGCCAGCUCUGUGGAGCCAUCGUACUCAACGACACCAGCAGCAAUGCCACGUAGAGCAGGGUCACUCCGCAAAUCUACUCUCCAGCAGCGUCAUAAUAGUGAACGAACGUCUUGGUCACGACGAGCUGGGUUGUCCUCAUUGUCGAACGUGGUUGCGGCAAGCCAGAACUCACCAGAAGCAGCCACCUCGAACAGCAUGAAUCGGCCGCGCAUAUCUUUAGAUUCUUUCAUGCCUCCUCCACGCGACAGUCCAUUUGCUGAGAGUAUUUUCUCCAAUACGCUUCAGCCUCCUACUCAACGCCAUCCACUUUCUCGAACCAUCACAACGUCCUCUUCGGGAUCAAGCUUUGCUGACGACUCACCAACUCACGUGCCAGUUCAGGCCGAGAAACCAAGGGCUCGUAUGAACUUCUCCAAAAGUCUACCUUUGGGCGCCAUGCGACCCAGACCCGACGGUUCUGGAGGUCCUGCUCCAAGUGCGUCAACGCCUGAUUACAAACAUGCAAAACCCUUCGAAGGGGCCUUCGCCUCCACUGGCCUAGUUUCCAAGAUGAUCCGAAAUCCGGAGGAGCGACUUUCGAGUACAGUUUUUGGCGGAAACGUUCCUGAUACUCCAUGCAAAAAGGUACAGUCUGGACUACCGAAAAGGCCGAGCCACGGUUUUGCAACAUUCCCUCCGCCACCGCCAACUGGCCUGGCGAAGAGAGGGGCAAGGCUUAAUAGACACCAUGGAUCUCCCACAACACCUUUCAGUCGUAGCCCUUACCACGACCCACCGCGGCCGGUGCUUUUCCAAGGGUUUAAUGCAAAACACUCCCGUCGAGGGAGUCUUCUUAGCCUCCACAGCGAGGAAGGGAGGAGCCCUAGCAAGUACGCGGAUGAGAUGGAUACUUGUGAUGAGGGCUCAAUGCCACCUACGCCAACGAAGAAUCAGCUUAUGAGUCAAAGCUCAAGCAAUUUAAGUGAGCUGUCGAACGAGAGCCCUACGACACAUAGAUUCCUCCCAUUGUCUACGCCUAUAAACCAUGAAGUUCCUACUUGGCAACGAGAUACCGAGGUCAACUCUGGCCAUCUGGACGUCCGUGAAACUACAGAUAGCGCUUCACCUAAAACGCCACAGGAAAGUGGUCUUACCACUAAUGUGAUCCAUUCAUCGUUCCCCACCAAUCCUGAUAGUUUUCUGUUUCCCGGAAGCAAUGGCCGAGGUUCAAUUCUGCCGCCUGCUACGCCUACCACAAGACAACAUAAUUUUUCACAAUCUCUAGACAGGCGUGUCAUUACUCCGGUUCACGGAUUAACUAGCCACGAAUUGGAUCAGUGCCUCAUGCAUCGUUUCGCAAAGGUAGAAUUUGUUGGACGCGGCGAGUUUUCAGAAGUCUAUAAAGUCGUUGAAUCAACAAAAUCUACCAGCCUGAAUGACAAUGGACUUUUCGGUACGCCCGCACCACUCUCCCAAACAAUUGUUCCGUCAGCUUCCAAGAUGUUUGCUGUAAAGAAAUUGAAUCUUCCGAUUCAAGGCGAUAAAGACCGGAAGUUGCGGAUGAAGGAAGUGAACGCACUGAAAAGGCUUGUUGGCUGUGACCACAUCUUGCAGCUUAUCGAUAAUUGGGAGGAAAACAAUAAUCUGUACAUCCAAACCGAGUUUUGUGAAGAGGGUAACUUGAAUGAGUUCCUCAAAGAGGUUGGGGCUAAGGGUCGACUGGAUGAUUUUAGAAUCUGGAAAAUCAUGUUCGAGGUAACUCAGGGACUGGGACAUAUCCAUGCUGCUGGGAUCGUCCACCGUGACCUCAAACCCUCGAAUAUCCUGGUCGGCUUUGAUGGUACCUUGAAGAUUGGUGAUUUCGGACUGGCUACAUCACUGCAAGAAGCAUCCGAUACUAACCUUGAUUUGGAUGGAGACCGAGAGUACUUGGCUCCUGAGGCUCUUCGGUCUGAAAUUGAUACACCAGCUGAUAUCUUUUCGCUCGGGUUAAUCAUGCUGGAGAUUGCGGCAAAUGUCAAAUUGCCGGAGAAUGGGGCUACAUGGACUGCACUAAGAGAAGAUGAUUUCUCGGAAAUACCUGUCCUCGCACAAGUUGGCAAUGCUGUCCAGCGAGACGCGGAAGGCAUGCCUCUUGACGACACUGAACGCAGCAUGAAUGCCCUUGACAAUGACGGAAACACAGGCAAGAGCAAUCGCCGUAGCUAUAUUCUCCGAAGCACCGUUAGACAAUCGGGCGAUAUCUUCGGCUUGCAUCGAGCAGGCUCGGGCUCUAGUCGAAAGACCGAGCUACAACAACCACCUCUCUUCAUGAGCGACCCCAACCAUUGUAGCUCUUUGGACACAGUAGUGAGACGGAUGUUGGCCGCCGUGCCGGUCUUUCGUUUCACUGCUCAAGAUCUUCUUCAACUUGAGGCAUUGACUUGGGUUGGGCAUCGCCGACGAGCCGGAGCUACAGUUUUUGAAGGAAAUUGGGGACCUGGUGAUGAGGUUAUAGAACCUUUAUCUCUUGACACCGAAAUGAUAGAUGUUUAAUCUGUCAAUUACAAUUGUCAAGUUUGGGUUGAAGUUCUUGCGUCGCAUGUUGCUCAAUCUUGCGAACGCUGGAUAUGGGAUUACUGGGAAUCGGCGUUGGGUCACC